Molecule: messenger RNA, 1362 nt
Organism: Eutrema salsugineum
Lineage: Eukaryota; Viridiplantae; Streptophyta; Magnoliopsida; Brassicales; Brassicaceae
Product: sulfite exporter TauE/SafE family protein 5
Exons: 4
Coding region: 1-1362 (453 amino acids)
Biological process (GO): protein ubiquitination
Cellular component (GO): membrane; Cul4A-RING E3 ubiquitin ligase complex
Source: RefSeq, a predicted model, not a curated record
AUGAAGACCCUUUUCGUUUUCCUUCUUAUUCUUCUUCUAUGUGUUUUCACGAUCAACGCGAAUCAACAAGAAGAGAUCAAUCAAGAGAACCCUUCAACAUCUCAUAAGAUUCUCUACAAAGUCCAACAAUGGAGAACUUCGUUGAAAGAAUCAAGUGCUGCAGAACUCAAGCUAUCUUCAGCAAUCAUUGUAGCUGGAUUCUUAUGUUUCCUAGCUGCCUUAAUCUCGAGCGCAGGUGGAAUUGGCGGUGGAGGUUUGUUCAUUCCAAUCAUGACUAUAGUUGCAGGGCUAGACUUGAAAACAGCUUCAAGCUUCUCUGCUUUUAUGGUAACCGGUGGAUCAAUAGCGAAUGUAAUGAACAAUCUCUUUGGUGGCAAAGCAUUGCUUGAUUACGACUUAGCCUUGCUUCUUGAGCCGUGUAUGCUUCUAGGAGUGAGUAUUGGUGUUAUCUGCAACAGAGUUUUGCCAGAGUGGCUCAUCACUGUUCUUUUCGCUGUGUUCCUCGCUUGGUCUAGCUUGAAGACUUGUAGAAAUGGAGUCAAGUUUUGGAAAAUCGAGUCUGAGAUUGCGAGAGGGAAAGUACAUGAGAGGCCAGAGAAAGGCAGAGGGGAAACAGAGGAGGAUACUAAGAGCCUUAAAGCACCUCUCCUUGAAGCUCAAGACAAUAGACACAAAUCAAAGCUUCCAUGGACGAAACUUGGAGUCUUGAUUGUUGUUUGGGCGUCUUUCUUUGUCAUUUAUCUUCUCCGCGGGAAUAAAGAUGGCAAGGGAAUCAUAUCGAUAAAGCCUUGUGGUGUGGAAUAUUGGAUUCUACUCUCACUUCAAAUACCUCUUGCUUUGGUCUUCACAAAGCUAGCUCUCUCAAGAACCGAAAGCCUCCAAGAACGAUCCCCUAGCAAUCAGAAAAAUCAAGAAGGUACAAGAUUGGACCAGUCUACGCGGUUAAUGUUCCCGGUAAUGUCAUUUUUAGCCGGUUUAUUGGGCGGUAUAUUCGGUAUUGGAGGUGGAAUGCUUAUAAGCCCUCUUCUUCUCCAAGCCGGGAUACCACCACAGAUAACAGCAGCAACAACUUCAUUCAUGGUGUUCUUCUCAGCAACGAUGUCAGCAGUUCAAUAUUUGUUACUAGGAAUGCAAAACACAGAAGCAGCUUACUUGUUUUCCUUGAUUUGCUUCUUUGCCUCGCUUCUCGGUCUUGUUUUGGUUCAGAAAGCAGUAGCUCAGUUUGGGAGAGCUUCCAUUAUCGUGUUCUCAGUCGGAACAGUAAUGUCUCUGAGCACAGUCCUUAUGACUAGUUUUGGAGCUCUUGAUGUAUGGACUGAUUAUGUGGCAGGGAAGGACAUGGGUUUCAAGCUGCCAUGUUAA